UAGUAGUAAAAGGAGGGGCAAAAUAGUAAAAGAGGAAAGGGUUAAAUGUGAUUAAUAAGAGGAAUGAAAAUCAGAAUUUUUCAUCAUAUCUCUCUUAUUUUCUCAGACGCCCAUCCUCUCUUCUUCACCUUGGCCAUCACCUUCAAAUUCCUUCCUCACCAAUCCCUCAAAAUCAAGCACGUGCAUGAAUGAAAAUCAUAAACCCAUCAUCAAAGAAACCUAUUUCCGGUAAUAUUUUGCUCAAAUUCUCCAUUUUCCCUCCUGUUUAGAAUCAACCCAAAAACCCCCACAUUUCUAUUCUUCAAACCCUCCUACUGCAUGUACGAAAUUCUCAUGAGAAUCAAGCUUUGGAUGUCUAGAAACUGAGGGUGGACCCUGCGGGUUUGACAUAUGUGAGCCAUACAAACCGUAGGAAAGCUUGGAAAGAAAUUGAAGAAUAAGCAUAAGCUGAAGCAAGAAUGUAGGAGCUUGAGACUUAAAGUUUGGAGAUAAGCUAAUGAAAGCAAGGUCUCUAUGAUGUUUAUGCAUAUUGGGCUGACAAGAACAAAUUCUACUCUCGAUUACUAUGCCUUUUCAGCUUACCGCAAGUUAUAUGCCUAUAAAUAGUCCUUGUCUCUCUAUCACUUGCAAUGCUUUAUUGAAUUGCCACCUUACAAACUUCUUCAGCACACAUGGGUUAUGUGGGAUCGUUUGAGCUGAAUGGAGUACACAUCAAGACCAGAGCAACAUCCGAUGAGCAAAAGAUUGAGAAUCAUAUAAGAUCGUUCUUGCAUCGUUCUAACAAUCAUCGAACCAAAGUUAUCGGGCUUGAUGCUGAAUGGCUUCUGUUACAUGGCACGGAGCCAGGAACAGUUACCAAAUCCAAAUGUGCAACACUGCAGUUCUGUGAUGGACACUCGUGUCUUAUCAUUCACCUAAAUGGUUUCAAUUGCUUUGAGAGUUGGGCAUAUGAUUCUGUCCACAAAUCACUGCUUAAUUUUCUUCGUCUCCCAAAUGUUACAUUUGUUGGAGUUGGAAUCAAAGAGAAUUUGGCUAAGUUGGAGAAGCAGUAUGGAUUUGGAUGUAGAAAUGCUGUUGAACUUGGACCCUUUGCUGCAAGUGUUAUGAAGAGGCCUCAUUUGAGUUUUUGUGGUGUUGAUGAAUUAGCUUUUGUGGUAUGUAAACUUGAUUUACGGAAGUACAGGCCUUUAAAAACGGUGUAUGACUGGGGUUGCCUAAGCAAAGAACUUGCCAAACUUGCUACUGUUAAUGUUUAUUCUUAUUACAAGAUUGGGAGCAAAUUGCUUCAAUGUGAUGUUGCAGGUGGGCGUAAUGCUGCAAAUGGAUCCUCUCAAGCGGUUGCAAGAAAGAGAAACAAAAAUAAGAAGGUUGUUAAUGGUACCUCUCAAACAGGUGCAAGAAAGAAAAGCAAAGAUAAAGAGAAGAAAGAUGUAAGUGGCAACUCUCAAGCAGUCGCGAGAAAGAGAAAGAGAAAAGGUAAUGGAGAGAAGGAUUAAUGAGAAAGAUAAGAGCCUAAAGAGGAAGAAUUAGAGGCCCGGGUUGGAUAACGACAAAGAAUUAUUUGAGCCCCAAAUCAGUAAUCCUGUUAUGCUUCUCGUUUGUUUUUGUUUAAUAGUACUAAUUAACUCGAUGGUUUAGUUUAUCAGUAUUGUAUAUGCCGUAUUUUUACUGUAACUGCUGUACUCUGUUAACUUAAUUCAACAUAGCAGAGGCAAACUUUGUUUGGAUAUUA
Molecule: messenger RNA, 1732 nt
Organism: Medicago truncatula (barrel medic)
Lineage: Eukaryota; Viridiplantae; Streptophyta; Magnoliopsida; Fabales; Fabaceae
Exons: 4
Coding region: 672-1496 (274 amino acids)
Cellular component (GO): nucleus; cytoplasm
Molecular function (GO): nucleic acid binding; 3'-5' exonuclease activity
Source: RefSeq, a predicted model, not a curated record